Hansenula anomala is the source of this 1305-nucleotide messenger RNA. RefSeq names its product Arp9p (gene ARP9). The record is from RefSeq and is a predicted model, not a curated record. Bases 1 to 1305 code for a protein of 434 amino acids. NCBI's taxonomy places the organism in Eukaryota, Fungi, Ascomycota, Saccharomycetes, Phaffomycetales, Wickerhamomycetaceae. The transcript has 2 exons.
AUGGCACCAUUCCACGAAGAGCAUUUCUUGAUAAUAUCCCCAGGGUCAAAAAUAACACUAGUCCAAUUUGGUAUACAUGAUAGUACUUAUACACCUCCUGUUAUAGAGGUUCCAACCAAAGUUUAUAAACAUCCAACAAAAGAGAACUUUUUUUUAUCAAAAGGUGAAGAAACAGAUGUGAUAUAUCCAAUAAUUAAAGGUAAAAUUGUUAAUAUUAAUGCUUUUAAUUUCUUCUUGAAGUUAAUUUAUAAAUCAAUUUUAUCCAAAAACCCAAAUAUUAAUAACAUUCCAUUCUUAUUAUUAUCUAGUGCAGGGUGGUCUAGAUUAGAUAUAGAAUACAUUACACAAUACGUGUUUGAAUCUAUGGAAUUGAAUGCAUUCACUGUUAUACCUAGUUCAUUAGCCACUGUUUAUGCAUAUGGUGCACAACCAAAUGGUGUUAUUAUUGAUAUUGGAUUUGACAAGACAGAAAUCACACCAGUUGUUGAUUAUGAAGUUGUUAAUCAUGCUAAGAAAACUUUGGAUGUUGGUGGGAAUGAUAUAAAUAAACAAUUAUCAAAAUUAUUACCAAAUUUAACAUCAAGUCAAAUUGAAAGUUUGAAAAAAUCAUCAAUUUAUGAAGUUUUAAAUGAUGAAGAUAAACAAAAUUCAUUUUUCGGUAAAGAUGGAUUCCAUCAAGAUGAGGAUGAUAAUGAAUUUGACGUUGCAGCUAUUGUUACUUCGGGUAGAACUAGAGAGAUUUUAGAAGAACGUGAAAAAAAAGGUGAAAAUUCAAUACCAAAUUCUCAAUUAGAGAAGAAUUCAUUUAUUGAUCAAGAUGAUAAUGAAAUUACAAUAGGGAAGGAAAGAUUUAAAGGUUGUGAAAAUUUAAUUUCCACAAUAUCAACAAAAGUUCAUGAUUGUUUAACCAAGAUUGUUGAUUUAUCAAAACGUCAAGAAUGUUGGGACCAUAUUUUGAUUGUUGGUAAAACAAGUAAGUUGAAAGGUUUUAUAGAUUCAUUAAAUGCUCAAUUAAUUGAAGAUCAUUUAAUUGGUAAAGAAUUACAAGAAAAUCCAGCACAAGCUGCUUUCCAAACCACAUCAACUUCAUCAAUUGUUUAUAAUCAAAUUCCAAACUCAAUUAAAUUUGGUAAAAUGCCUGAAUAUUUCCCUGAAUGGAAAAAAGCUGGAUAUGCAGAUGGGUUUUUCCUUGGAGGUCAAAUUGUUUCAAAACAAAUAUUUGGUACAAAUAAUGAACAUUUCUUUGUUACAAGACAAAGUUAUAAUGAUAAAGGUCCUUUGGCCAUUUGGGAAACUUCAUUUUAA